Messenger RNA from Cimex lectularius (bed bug), 517 nucleotides. RefSeq lists its product as uncharacterized. Lineage: Eukaryota; Metazoa; Arthropoda; Insecta; Hemiptera; Cimicidae. The coding region runs from base 39 to 449 and encodes 136 amino acids. The record is from RefSeq and is a predicted model, not a curated record. The transcript is spliced from 7 exons.
UUUGUAAUUGUGGUUUUUUUAAAACACAUGGCUUAAUCAUGUUUUUAGUGAGAAAAUUGAAAUUAAACCCUAUUCAAGCGGUCAACUAUACAUCAAACACAAAGGACACAAAAGCAGUUUGUGUACAAAAUGAUGAAGCAGAGAGUAUUUACGAUUUUCCAGGUGUGUCAUUGCUAGAGAAUGAAACUUGGUCUAAAGUAGAAGAAAACCCCAUAGAAAGGACUAAUUUUGAAGAGCAUUCAACUGUUAAUGAAACAGACAAGUGUUUAUUGCUAAAUCCUAAUCAAGAUGAUGGGUUCAAUUUUAUUGAUACCUCGAUGUUUUCAGAAGAUGUGUACAAUUUAAAUGAUAGUGAAGACAGUCAACUGCAAGAAACAAUUAUUGAGAUAAAUCUAGGUCUUUCAGAUUUCAUGUUUGAAAAUUUCCAAGACAUGCCGGAAAUAAAAUAAGACUUCAAUAUUGUAUAAAUAUCCGUAAAACAAAAAUUCAAGUUUAAGAAAAAUUACUUGUUAUUACA